Xylaria bambusicola is the source of this 1039-nucleotide messenger RNA. RefSeq lists its product as uncharacterized. The transcript has a single exon. Lineage: Eukaryota; Fungi; Ascomycota; Sordariomycetes; Xylariales; Xylariaceae. The record is from RefSeq and is a predicted model, not a curated record. The coding region runs from base 211 to 831 and encodes 206 amino acids.
CAUUAAUAUCAUAAUCACUAGAUCCUGCAAAUUCGUAUUCCUGUCGCGUCUAUCUUCUUUUUCCACCUUUCUUUUGCGGCUUGAUUUUCCGAGAAGGCCCAACUGUGCAUGCACCAUCCAUUUAGUCAGCGUUAUUAUUCUGUCGCUAUUCGAGCAUGGCAAUAGCGACCUCGUAGAUAACAUUGAUCUGCUCCACUGUCUAAUUCUUUUAUGAGAGAUCGAUAUGGGCCUAGAGGCGCUCUUGUGCGCGUGUUUACGGAGCCAUCCAAAUCGGAACGACGGAGGAAUUGCUCGGGGACAAUUAUGAUUUCCUGUAACUUAGUCUUGAAGGGCGAAGGCGAAGGCGACGGCGAUGGGGGAGACGAGAGCGAUGGGUAUCUAGAAUUAAACAUACUAGUGGGCGAGGCAUUGUGUUGUGUGAUGCUGGUCGAGACUUGCAACCUGCUUGUUGUUGGCCAACACUUUACGGACGUCCAAAUAACGGACAUAGCACAAGGCGCGGCAAUUGCUAUCGGUGCCUGCGCCCUGCCUCGGCUUCACAGCACUAAGCGACCUUCAACAAAGUCGGUCGUCGGUUGGUGCUCGUUGUGCGCCCCGAUGCCUGCGUUGCACCGUGCACCAGCGCCCAAUAGCAUCGUAGUCGGCUUACCUCGUAUCCCUUCCCUUCGCUUGUGUCGCAUUCAUCAGGUAAAUCCAAACAUUUGGCUUUUUGCGGUCUGCCUGACGGAGGCUUUCUCGUUCAAUAUUCAACAUGUGUUUCCAAAGAUAGACUAUGACGGAGCUGUGUUCUACGUUGCCCCAGACAACAUAUGUGCCGAGGAGGUCCUUUGAAAUCCCUUUAACCGCGAUCGAAUAGGCACAGUCCCUCACGCCAACGAUGGCAAAGAAGUUUCGAUAGUCGUAAUGGCACAGAAGGUCAAAAGUCCGCCGUACCUCUCAAGCGUCGGCGGACGCAGUGGUAACGAUGUGAUUCGCAAUACAAGCUUCUCGAGAAAUGAUCAAUGCUACUCAGAGCAGACGCGAAAGGUGGAUGUACAGA